GUGCUAGCACGUGCGUUUAUUUUUAUUCUUUGCGGGGACCAACUCGCGCGCAGGACCGUAAAAGAGAAGAUAAUAUUUUUAUCUCAAAACAAAUAGAAUUCUGCAACAAAAAUGGAAUUUUUCUUUUCCUUAUUAAUAGUUUUAGGCCUGCUGUUCCUAUUUUCGGGUUACCCCGCGUCGUGUCUAGAGGAGUGUGACGUCAUCAAGCAAAGACGAUGUCGCCAGAACUUGGUGGAACAGCUCGACAAGCAGAGCAGUGCGCAGUCUACCCGCGAACUCGAAUUCCAGUGCAGGAAGCUCCGGCAGAACAUGAACUGCUUGGUGCUGCAAGUGACGCAAUGUCCCACGCCAAACCGCAGCGGUGACCUCAUCGAGAGAGCUUGGAAAUAUAUGCAAGACAACUGUGAUACCUUCGGAGGCUGGUGGAAUUACGAGUGUUUCAACUUGGAGCAAAUGCAAAAGUGCGAGAAAAUAUUUGCCUUACGUGACUCUGCGGCGUCCCAAGUAUCCUGCAGGGAAUACGAUCGUUUCCGCCAUUGCAUCAGUGACGUUGUCAAAAAGCAGUGCAACGCCGAAGACGUGCUAUCCAUGGGGAACUAUCUCCUGGACAGCUCCGGGGACAUGAUAUGGACUUGCCCACACCAGUCCAGUCUCUCCAAGUCGCCCAUCGUGGACGCUGGAUUCGUCGGAGUGGACAAACACGACACACUGUCCGACCAGCUCUUUUCAGACAAGCACGACAAAUCGCCCAUCGCGCUGGACCAGCAUCUGCGACCUCUGGUGGUGUCCCCUCUGGAAUUGAGUCUCACCAAGAAGAUAGGCCUGGGUGGGAAAAUUGGCGCCGAAGAAUCGCAUCUCAGUAGAGUCUACAGCUCUGCAGCGCUCGUAGGUGAUACGCCAUAUGCAACAGGUUGCAACGCUCGAGCUACCGAAGAGAUGAGAGGUUGUUUAGAUCGUCACCAAUACGAGCGAGAUCAAGCUCUGGGCGCUAGAGACGACGAAGAUAGACUAAGAAAAGAAUGCUGUGCCACGUGGAACUAUCGCCGCUGCCUUCAGAACGCCGUCCGAAUCCACUGCUACGACACUCGAGAAGUGGACAUCCAAGCGGCUUCUGAUGUCAUACCACAUGACAGAGGUUUCUUGUGUCGGAACCACUGGAUCUACACCUGCAACAGCGCCCACUCCACGGUCCACUUUUCCGCCGUUUUCGUGGCUCUCACAUUUUUCAUGACUUUGUAUACGAACAUAAUACUGACGACAAUUUAAUGCCAUAUAGUUUUAUCACCUAAUGAUUCGUGUUUGAUUUGUUUGUAGUUUGGGCAUAACCUAGAGAUAGGCAUGAAAUCACUCGAGAGGUACAUUCGAUGUGGUAGAUUAUUGGAUUAUGAGAUCACUCGAAAGAGUCACUCAAACAUCAGCAUUAAUCAACUAUCAAAAUAACUUGAUAGCCAACCACUCGAUUAUGCAGAUCUCUUAAUUAUGUCCAACACUACUUUGUGGUACUUGUGAAACUAGGACGAAGGAUACCACGAGUUUCAAGUUCAAGGCACACGGUUUAAUUUAUGGGAUUCUAAUGAAAUGCCAGUUUUUUUCUUGGUUGUUUGACAUUUGUGUUGAUAUAUGAUUGAUAAGGUAUACACCCGAAUAGUUUGAUCAUGCCCACCGUUUCAGUUCAAUAUAAGAAGAAACAUUAAUGUUUAAAUUAUUUAUACGGUUUUCAGUGGAUCAGAGUGCAUGAACUUGAGUAGAACUAUAAGAAUGAGUAUUGUUGACUAAAGCCUUUAAUUCCAUUUGCAUGUUUGUUGCAUGAUUUUAUGAACACUUUUCCUGGGUCCUUCAUUUCAUUAAGUAUAUUUGUUUGGUGCUAAUAUUGGUUAUUUUGUUUGGUCUACAGAUAAGUUUGCUGUUGGUUAAGCAGUUUACGUGUUAAGAUAAUUUUAUAAGGAUAAAAAUCAUUGAUGGCCUUGUUGCAAGAACCAGGUAAGUCCAGACUCACACAUUUUUGGUAAGACCAACAAAUAACAACAAUGGCCAAUAGAAACUCUAUUAUCUUUUCCAUGUUAUUUACUACAAAGCAGAAGUCUGAUCUUACAUUUGUGUCCCGUUGUUGCAUCAAUCGCAACAUCUAUAUUGUCCACACACAAAAAUGAAUUUAAAAAAAAAAAUUUUAAUGAAAAAUUAGUAGGACUUUUCUGGUUUUUGCACCAAAGCCCUCAUUGCACUGGAAAGGGGAAAUCUUCCGUACAAUGGCUAAGGUUAAAUUUGAUAGGAAUGUAUUUAAACCUUCUGUGUGAGUGCAGUUCAUUUCAAUAAAGAUUACCUAGCCUAAUAGUAGUUUUAAAGCCUUAACCAAUCGUUUGAGAGCUUUCAAAUUUAUUAAUUUCACUGGCAGUAAAACGUAGUCUUUUUUGCGAAAAUGACAAUU
This is a messenger RNA of Uloborus diversus, 2425 nucleotides long. RefSeq lists its product as uncharacterized. The transcript has 7 exons. The record is from RefSeq and is a predicted model, not a curated record. The coding region runs from base 112 to 1266 and encodes 384 amino acids. Lineage: Eukaryota; Metazoa; Arthropoda; Arachnida; Araneae; Uloboridae.